AUGCCAAGACGAAUAGCGACCAGGCUGGUGUCAUUCCUUUCGCAAUCAAGGCAAAAAACUAUUUUAUUACAUUUUUCCGUCAUUUUUAUUAUUGUUUUCCACCAAGUCUGGAAGGUAACUCACUGGCAAAUAACGAGGGGGCGACACCGACCGCCUCCCUCUCUCAUCCAGCGUCCAAGCUUCCCUUCCAUGUCAACUGGCCGGGUCUAACACAAUGCCGUCUCAGUAUAUCGAAACCCUCAAUGGUACUCUACCAUCGACAUCCACUAGUCAGACCCUCAUACCCCAGUUCUUCGUGGAAUAAGAACAAUAAUAAAUCGUAAUGUCCACAAAUACCCUCCCGGUACUCGUACCCCUCGGUUAUCGCCCCCCCCCCCCCUGUUUCGGAAAAAAAUCGAGGGUGGCGUGGGUGGGAAAGACGACAACACUAGCUCCCGGAAGCAGAAUGUCCUAACAGGUAGCAGCUGGCCAUGUUGUCCACUCGUACGUCUAGUAAUCCCUGUGCUCCUCCUAGCACUGCUGAUGCUUCAACGUGAUCGGGCGCAAUAGGAAUGUCCUGCGAGCAGCUGCCUUAUCUCAGCACGCAGGCCUCCUCUCCUACAAGCACGCACACAUCCUCUUCGCCAUACAUAUAAAUGCCCACUUCUAUCAACUCCAAUAAAACGCAAUUUCAGACUCCUCCCCCCUUUUUGGUAGGAUCCAUCUGAAAUUCUCGCUUUAUUGACUUUUUCCGAAGUGUCAUUUUUAUUAUUUUUUUCCACCAGGUCUGGAAGGUAACUCACUGGCAAAUAACGAGGGGGCGACACCCAUCGCCUCCCUCUCCCAUCCAGCGUCCAAGCUUCCCUUCCAUGUCAACUGGCCGGGCCUAACACAAUGCCGUCUCAGUAUACCGAGACCCUCAAUAGAACUCUACCAUCGAUAUCCACCAACCUCGACGUUUAGUGGGGCGACAUUUUGUCUCCCUUGCCUGUACCAUCGUGUAAGCUAGCCCUUUUCUGCUCCAUCUUUCUCCCCUUUGGUAGUUUUCGUGAUACGAUGUCUACGUCCACCAUAUUGUUCCGAGUAUAUACCGAAAACGUACUCGAGCCUUCCUUCCAUUUACCCGCUCUGUAUAAUUCUACCCGGUACGCUCCCCCCGCUCCCAGCGUGGUUGCGGCCCCAAUUCUCAACGAACGAAAGCCAACCUGCCUCUGGUCGUCACUUGCCUUCUCUACAGUCUGGCGAAGGGCUCGAAGCGCCUUGGAAUAUCCACACACCUUAACCAUAUAUAUUGCUCCUACCACACACAGCGAAACGAGCACAGAGAGCCGUCCUCAGGCAACGAGAGAUGGUACGCCAUCAAUUCCACCAACACCGCCACGGCACCGCCACCGGCACCGAUCUGAGAACGCGCCCCUCGUGCGACAUCGCGUACCCGUGUAACGUACGCCCCCUUUUCCCACUGAUCUCCCUUGUGGCCGCGAAGCCGAACCCGAACACCCGUGGCCGUGUGACAGUGCAACGGGGAUAGCACCUGCUCCCUAACGAAGAACUCAACUCGCUUGGACAUGGGCACGUGCGACAUCCAACAUAUUUCGUUUGAUGAGAGGCACCCCAUUCCGCCACUCCACCUGCUGUUCGACUCGAUGAAAGUACUGUAGUACGGCGGCAAGCCUGCCGAAAAAUUGUCGGUACAAUGUUACCCUGAUCUGCACAGCACCACGUCUGCAUUACCCCAAGACGUGUGAUCGUGAGAGUGCUCCAACACGGCGGUUCUGACGCGAAUUUGUUAGUCGAGUUACGCCACCCACACGCCAAGCGCCGAUCUACCAGAGGCCGCAGCAUGCCAAGACGAAUAGCGACCAGGCUGGUGUCAUUCCUUUCGUAAGGAGGAUUCUAUUUACGUCAUCGGUGGCGUUUUUCCUUACAUACGUCACCGCCCGUAUUUCAGCCCACAGAGCUUUAAUUGGCACAAAAUAAAUUGCGUUGUGUAGCUAUGACCCACACCAAUCAUACGAGCCUUUCGACGGUCGAAUCCGAUGAGUGGUUGCGGAGAUUUGCUCAAAAGGGGGCUCAGCAUAUGAUACUGCAUCUACCACAAAUAAAUCCGACUGUAACUUCGCUCAGAGAGCUCCGAUCGAC
Molecule: messenger RNA, 2121 nt
Organism: Ectocarpus sp. CCAP 1310/34
Lineage: Eukaryota; Phaeophyceae; Ectocarpales; Ectocarpaceae
Source: the annotation of a GenBank genome assembly